AUUUCUUCAAAAAUUUCAGUUUACUAUAAAACCCUUUUUGUUUGAAGUCUCUUUGAUAAUAAUAAUAAUGUUAAUAUAAAUAAAAUAAUAAUUCAAAUAUUGUUUUCAUGAGUAACAUAAACUUGAAAUUAAUGCAUAUGGUUUACUAAAACAUUGAAACAUUAAUAACUGCACAAAUUAUUAAAAUUGAAAUUUUGCGAUAUAUUAACGAUAACCAAAGUUCUUUAUUAUAUAUACACAACGUAUACGUUAAAAAUUGACCUAAUACAAUUACUUAACCAAAUAGUUGGUUAGUAAACAUUGUAAUAAACAAUGUUCUAUAAUAAUAAGCAACGUUGAGGCUUUCUUAAUGUUUCGUAUACAUUAAGAUCUCUUGAUAAUCAAUGCACCCUGCACCUCCGAGGGUAGGCUAUAACCCUGCUUAUAUCAUAUGUACCGCACGUAUGUACAUUAUUCGGCGCCUCGAUGAUAGCGUUAUUAUAGUGUCUACUCGCUCGCAAAUUAUCUUGGCGAUAUUACGCUAGGGAGUGAUAAUAGCUUAUACAAAGCUAGCUUGAACUUCCGUUGUGUUUUGUUCAUGUUUCUUAAACAUGGAGGGAAAGAUAACGCUGGAUAAGGUAAUCGUCUUUCUGAAGGUAUACUUGACGUUCGCUUGCUGUUGGCCUCUUCCAUCAAACGCGACCAAGUCCCAGAGACUCGUUCGCAGUGCCUUCCAGUGCAUCUGUCUGACGAAUUCAAUAGUUUUUGUCAUUGCGGCGAUAUGGACACUCUGUAAAUACAGUGACAAUGCGCUUAUGGUGAUGAAAUUAGGAUGUCAAUUGAGUGCCAUUGUGCAAAUUCCAUUACAAAUGAUACUAUUCGCGAUGCAAAACAAACGUUUGCAGUUUAUCGUUUUGGAAAUGGAGAAUUAUUAUCAGCAAGCCCAAGAAUAUGAAAAAAAAAUUUUCCAACUGUAUGUCGACAAAUGCAAACCAUUUUAUGGUAGCAUUCUUUGUUGGUUGGCAAUGACAGGCAUCAGUGUUAUAUUUACACCUUUAUUUUCGUCACAAUCCUUUCCGAGUGAAGCGGAGUAUCCAUUCGACAUGGAAUCUCAACCAUUGAAAACUAUCAUUUAUGCGCAUCAUAUAUUAAUCGCUUAUCAAAGUGUAAUACAAGUUAGCACCAAUACCUUUCCCGCUCUUCUACUUUGGUUCGUAGCCGCCAGGUUCGACAUUUUGUCCGUUCAAUUUCGUACGAUGACAAAUAUAAAAGAGCUGAUGAAAUACACACACGAACAUAGGCUAUUACUUAGAUAUGCAAGAGAAGUGACGCGUGCAAUUCGUUACGUAGCGUUAUUAUGCGUGACUUUCAGUACCGGCGCGGUAAUAUUCGGUUAUCUUACUUUUAUGAGUCAUGCCCCAUUGUCAGUGAAAUCGACAUUUCUUAUGAUAGCUUUUUGUGGCUUUGUGGAACUCUAUAUGUAUGCCUGGCCAGCUGACAACGUAAUGAGCACGAGUAGCGACAUAGCGUCUGCCGUCUAUGAAUCAUUGUGGUAUAAUAAUGAUCUAAUUAAAACGCGAAAGAUUUUGAUAUAUAUCAUAUUAAGAAGUCAACGACCCGUCACCGUUUCAAUUCCAUGUGCGUUACCAAACUUGUCCAUGAAUUACUACGCAUCAUAUAUCUCGACAGUAUUCUCGUACAUGGCAUUUAUACGGGCCCACGUAAUAAUGAAUCAAGAGUAGAGAAAGAAUUAGAAAGGUAACAAAUUUAAGGUAAAAUUAUAUCAAAUUAUAUCUUUUUUCAAAUGCCUGUUAUGUAGAACUGUAAUGGUACAAUAAAUAUAUAUUUGUUACUAAUAGCGAUUUCGACUAAUAGCUGGAGCACACCGGUUGCACAUUUCUGGUGUCGGUGCAACUUUUGUGUUUGGCUAGUCAAAUAAUUCAGUUUCUUAAUGGUGCCGCGUGUUCGUCUAGACUCUCGAUGCACCUCACAAGUGCAUAUUGAGUGUACACGAAGUGGACCUGAGAAAACAGUCGGAGCCAGUUUGUGUGCCACCGAUAAGGUGGCACACCGAUGUGCCCCAGCCCCCAGCCGAAAUCGCUAUAAGAAUACUUAUACAUGAUAACCAUAUGAUAGAAAGAUUAGAGAUAUGCGAAUAGUUUAAGAAUAUCGAAUCAUCGAUGAUUCGAUGCGCCCAAUCAAAAUAUCAGAUCGCUGAAAUUUUGAUUGCUUUAUUUAUAUCUUUUGCGCUACCAAUCUUGUUUCAGCGCGUACUGUGCGUACUAUAGUACAUGAUAACGUUCGUGUCUGACUGGUUUCUGAAACUUUUAUAAUUUUUCUAUAGAUAUUUCAAAUUUUAUAAACUAUUUAAAAAUUUGUCCAGUAUUGUGUAAUGUUAGAUCGUCUUUAUAAAUUUAUUUCAAUAUCUCAUAGGUUUGUAUCAUACUUUAUUUAACAGAAUUUAGAACAAAAUUCGAUUGUAUUUUCAUUGUCCCAUUGUAUUUUCUUAAUGAAACGCGAUAAAGUAUUAUCAUUUCGAUAACAUUGUAAAUUGUGUAAAAUAUGUAUUCAAUUCUCAUUUAUCAAUGUAAUAUCUUUACACUUACCACUGUCUAGUAUCUAUUAUAAAUUUUUACUUAACACAUUAUUUUUUUGUAAUUAUUUUUUAAAAUUCUUACGAUUAAUAUUUUGGUUUGAUUAAAUUUUAUGUUAAAUGGAUCUGCACCGUCAUUGAAAACUUUAUUACAUUUAAAUUAGUAUAUAAAUCCGCGAGAAUUUAAUUCGAAUCAAAGAGAUUCGAUUCGAUUCGAUACGAUUUGAUAUGAUUUGACCUUAUAAAUAUAUCCUUGAUUCGCAUAUCUCUAAGAGAGAUCUCGUUACACACAUAAACAGUUAAAUUAUCAAUAAAAUUAUACGGCAUUUAUAAACAGCAAAUAUUAUUAAUUAAUUUUAUUUGUAACAAUUAAUAUUGUAAACUCUAACAUUAAUUCAUUCAGGUACAUUUCUCACUUUGUAUCUAUCAAGCAAAUUGGAACGCAUUGUAUGUAAAUACGAGUAUAAACAUAUAUGUUAUUGUGUAACUUCUAAGUUUGUCUGUCAUUAAAGAAAUAUAUAAUUUGACAUAAGAAUAAGUA
Molecule: messenger RNA, 3113 nt
Organism: Solenopsis invicta (red fire ant)
Lineage: Eukaryota; Metazoa; Arthropoda; Insecta; Hymenoptera; Formicidae
Exons: 7
Coding region: 591-1721 (376 amino acids)
Biological process (GO): sensory perception of smell; detection of chemical stimulus involved in sensory perception of smell
Cellular component (GO): plasma membrane
Molecular function (GO): olfactory receptor activity; odorant binding
Source: RefSeq, a predicted model, not a curated record